AUGGUUUCUUUCUUUCAUUCAUUCUUUCUUUCAUUCCUACUAUUCUUUCUUUAUUUCUUUUUGUUGUCUGCUAUUCAUUCUUUCUUUGUUCUUUUCGUUCUUUCUUUCUUUCUUUCUUUCUUUCUUUCUUUCUUUCUUUCUUUCUCUCUUUCUUUCUUUCUUUCUUUCUUUCUUUCUCUUUCUUUCUUUCUUUCUUUCUUACUGUUUUCUAUUCUUUACUUGCUUGGUUGUUUGCUUGUUUGUUUGUUUCUUUCUUUUUUUUCCUGCUGUCUUCCAUUUUUCUUUCUUGAUAUCUUCCCUUUCUUUCUUUCUUUCGUUAUUGCUGGCUUGCCUUUUUUCGUUCUUGCUGUCUUCCUUCUUUCUUUCUUUCUUGCUGUUUUCCUUUUUCUUUCUUUAUUGCUGUCUUUUAUUCUCUCUUUCUUUCUUUAUUUCUUCCUUCCAUUCCUCCUUUCUUUUUCCUGUCAUCCAAUCUUUUUUAUUUCCUUCUUUAAUUCUUUAUUUAUAUUAUUCUUUCUUUCUUUUCUUUUGUCUACUUUUGCCCUUUCUUUUUUUUUUCAUUUCUCACUUUAUAUGGUUUCCUUCUUCCAUUUUUUCUUUCUUUCUUUCAUUCCUACUGUUCCUUCUUUCUUUCUUUUUGUUUUCUUCCAUUCAUUCUUUCUUUCUUACUGUCAUCCAUUCUUUCUUUCUUCUUUUCUUUCUUUCUUUCUGUUUUUCUUUCUUUCUUUCGUGCUGCCUUCCAUUAUUUGCUUGCUUGUUUGUUUGUUUUUUCUUUCUUUCUUUCUUUCUUUUCCUGCUGUCUUCCAUUCUUCUUUCUUGAUAUAUUCCCUUCUUUCUUUCUUUAUUGCUGGCUUGGAUUCUUUCUUUCUUUCUUUCUUGCUGUUUUCCUUUUUCUUUCUUUAUUGCUGCCUUUCAUUCUCUCUUUUUUCCUUUAUUUCUUCCUUCCAUUCGUCCUUUCUUUUUUCUGUCAUCUAUUCUUUUUUAUUCCUUCUUUCUUUCUUUCUUUCUUUCUUUAUAUCGUUCUUUCUUUCUGUACUUUUUUCUUCUUCCUAUCCUAUUUUUUUUUCAUUUUUCGGUUUAUAUGUUUUCUUUCUUUCUUUAUUUCUUUACUGCCUUCCAAUUUACUUUCUUUUUUUGUCUUCUAUUCUUUCAUUUUUUUUUCUUUCUCUCUUUCUUUCUCUCUCUCUUUCUUUUCUUUCUUUCUUUCAUCCAUCUAUUCUUUCUUUAUUCGAUUGGUUUUUUUUUGCUGUCUCCUACUCUUUCUUUCUUUAUCUAUUUCGUUCUUUACUUCUUUACUUUUGUCUUCUUCCUCUCUUUUUUUCAUUUUUCGGUUUAUAUUUUUAUUUCUUUCCUUCUUUCUUUCCUUCUUUCUUUCAUUCCUGCUAUUUUCCCUUUUUUUCUUUCUUUUUUGUCUUCUAUUCAUGCUUUCUUGCUUGCUGUCUUCCGUUCUUUCUUUAUUCCUGUCAUCCAUUCUUUCUUUAUUUCUUUUUUUCUUUUUUUCUCUUUCUUGCUGUCUUCUAUUCUUUCUUUCUUUCUUUCUUUUUUUUCUUUCUUUCUUUUUGCUGUUUUACAUUCUUCUUUUUUUUCUUUCUGUCUUUUUCCUUUCCUGGCGUCGUUUUUCUUUCUUUCUCACUGUCCUUCUCGCCUUCUUCCUUUUUCUUUCUUUCUUUAUUUAAAUUGACUGUUCUUUCUUUAUUUCUUUCUUUCUUUAUUCAUUUUAUUUCUUUUCAAACCUUGGCAUUCUUAGUAUUUACUUUUUUUUUCUUUUCAUUUAUUCGGACACGAUUCUCUUUUAUUUACGAUUCCUCUUCUUCUCCUUUUUUAAUAUGUUUCGUCCUGUCAGCAUUUGACACAAUCAAUAAACCCUCGGCUCCUGUUUGA
This is a messenger RNA of Acanthosepion pharaonis, 1878 nucleotides long. The record is from the annotation of a GenBank genome assembly. NCBI's taxonomy places the organism in Eukaryota, Metazoa, Mollusca, Cephalopoda, Sepiida, Sepiidae.